Messenger RNA from Hydatigera taeniaeformis, 2556 nucleotides. NCBI's taxonomy places the organism in Eukaryota, Metazoa, Platyhelminthes, Cestoda, Cyclophyllidea, Taeniidae. The record is from the annotation of a GenBank genome assembly.
AUGGGGGACAACUGUACAGAUACACUAAACAAGCUUAUUCAGCCUUCUUUCGAUGUUAAGUUGAAACUGUUAUCAUUGAUAAGUGAGAAUGAACAGAGGAUUGCAAAGCUUAAGGAUAUCAUAUUGUUUGGAGAGUCUGCCGAAGCACUUUCAGUGUUCUCUUCUCAUGGUGAGCACUUCCUUAAGGAAAUCGACAGGAUUCAGCAUCAGCUAGCUAUACUCGAACCAAGAGUCGAAUCUUCGCUACAGACUGGGAAGGAUUUGGCUGAAAAGAUUAUUCCAGAUGUGCUUCAAAUGAGAUCUCUUCAGACUUCCCUUUCCGUUGCAGAAAGGGAUGAAGCUGUCGCGCGUUACAGAGAAGGAGCUGCUGAAACUGAUGCCGCAAAACGCGCCAAGUUGUCUGUCCCCGUGCGUCUCAUCCUAGAGCCACUAGAAAAACGCUUUCUCUUUAACUUCUACGGCGACAGGAUCACUAAUAAACCAGAAAAGCCCGAAUGGUACUUCACUGAGGUUUUAACUUGGAUCACUAUCAAUGACCAAUGGCUAACGUGGAUGCAAGAUGAACAACUCAGGGGUGCAGUCAAGACCUCUUCAAGUCUUAGAAAGUCUGUGUUUCCUCACGUUCGACCUCAUUUUCUUGUUCUAGGACCGGAGGGAACGGCGGAGACAGCUACGGAUUCAGCAGACUUGACCAUCGGACUAUUAACAACACCUCCUCCAUUUUUCGGCCACCUCACAGAUGAGAUGCUUACAUUUGAGAAGUGCCUGGAGGGUCUGUGCUACCACCCACAGGCUCUUCGGCCUGCCGACCUCUUCACACAUCGCCUUGACAUCUUGCAACACUGGAUCGCUCUUGAGAGUGACCUUGCUCACAGAAAACUCAAGGACCUUCUGGCUAAGCCGUAUGCCUGGCGUGUGGAUAACAAAGUGCCUCAAUGCGUGGGGGAUUUCGUGACUCUUGUCUACUCCAUCUCUCGCCGCGCUGUUCAUCUGCACCAUAAAGCUGCCAAAUCGAGAGUCUUCUUUUUUAAGGUCCAACUUGACCUUGUCUUCACCUUUCUCGAAGCGAUGACUGCUGCUCUGCCAUGGAAUACCACGACUAGUGCUGCUCUCGAAGGGAUGGAAGAUGAGUCUCGCGAUCAUCUAACUCGCUGGACGUCCAUUCUCAACGCCUUGCACACGGUGGUCGAGACCAUGCAGGAGUGGACCAAUGACCAGUAUUUUGUGGAACUUUGUGAAGAUCCAGAGUCUCAUCGACUUCUCACCUGUGCUUGGGAUCCCUGGAUGGACGAAGAGGUGGAGGUAAUGGAGUUUAUUCUUAUUCUCUACAUUUUUGCUCAACACCUUGAGUGUCCAAAGGAGCCGGGAAUUCAGCAAGAUAAGGUUGAAUUGCAGAAGACAAUCUGCGAACCUAAGAAUUGGGAGACGAACGGCUGGAAAACCAUCACACGUCGACUAUCGACUGCUCUGAUGGAAGCAAAGUUAUCUGAGGCUGCCAAAACGACGGCAGCCGUUAGACGUGGAAUGCAGUGCCCAGGGGUCUUCUCUGAGAAACUAAUAGCACUACCAUUCAUCCAGAUUUCCGAACUCUACGAGUGUCGGAUUCAAGAGAACCUACAUCAGGUAGGUCAGAGUCUCUUCGGUCGCCUGCGGCGAUUGGCACAGACCUACCUCAGCGAUAGCAAGCAAUGGUCGCGAGUGAACGGCUACCAGACGGUUACGACUACCACCACUUCAUCGCCUCCAGCCACCGGUCUGUCUGGUCACAUAGCAGAGAUGUUUGUUCGCCUAAAUUACGAUCUUUCGGCCACUGCUAGGGCUCUUCUACCGCGUCUCUUCACCAUUCUCUGGCAACCGGUCCUUCGAAGAAUUAAUCAACUCUUUUACAAUAAGUUGGUGCUGGAGAAUCGCUUCACCCCCGUAGGAGCGAAUCAACUUCACUAUGACCUGUAUAACUGCCUACGUGCCCUUUUAAUGCCUUACGCCAACCUCCUGGCGGUCGACGACCUCCUAGCUGAAUGCUUUGAUGCUUGCCGUUUGCUCAAUCUCCCUCCUGGAUCUAUUCACUUGUUGAGGCAGUCUCUGCUCGCCACAGACAUCUCUUCGGUUGUUCUCGGACCUCUUGUCGAACUAGGCAUUCGUCGGCUCACUCCAGAGGAUGCAAUGGCUGCCGAGUCCGAAUCUGCUGAUUUUGACACAAAUGCACUACAAGAUCUUGCAAAGGAACAUCAGAGGCGAGUUCGGCAAAAACAGGCUGACCUGGAGACUUGCGAACUUCGGGUUCUUAAUUCAGUGUUCGACCUUGCCUCUCAAGUCAGUAUAAAUCUCAAUGAGAAGGUUUCGAAGGCUUACGAAAACCAAUGUCGUCUGAACACAGAGGUGAAGAGACUUUGCUCUAACAUACUGACCUUCAGUCGACAAGUGGAUCUGUGGAGUAAGGAGAUUUUUGAAAUCAGCUCAGCUUUGAAGGAGCUUGGAGACGCUGAGACAUGGUCUCAAAAACUUUGCCGAGACGUGCAGAUAAUCCAUGAUACAUUGGAAGCAGCCGAUAAAUAG